Abrus precatorius (Indian licorice) is the source of this 1451-nucleotide messenger RNA. RefSeq lists its product as uncharacterized. The transcript has 3 exons. The coding region runs from base 47 to 895 and encodes 282 amino acids. The record is from RefSeq and is a predicted model, not a curated record. Lineage: Eukaryota; Viridiplantae; Streptophyta; Magnoliopsida; Fabales; Fabaceae. Gene Ontology annotation, cellular component: chloroplast membrane.
CACUCGAAGCCUCACAUUUUAUUUUUCUCACAGAAAAAUAGAAUACAUGGCUGCCACUCUCUCCGUCCGGCCCGACCGUCUAUCAGCCGGUUCACCCUUCCCUAGACCGCCGGUUCGGCGACUCGACGCGGCUCCGCUGGGAAAACCACUCGUAAAGCGAGCCGCGCCGCCGCAGAUACAGUGUAGACGCAGGACGGUGGCACCGGUUCAAGCCGGUUCGCGAGCCGAUGACUCAGCACCGUUCGAGAUGUCGAUGGAAAACGCGCUGAAGCUCUUGGGCGUGUCGGAGGGAGCUUCCUUCGAGGACAUACUCCGCGCCAAAAACUCCAUCCUCGCCAAUUGCAAAGAUGACCAAGAAGCCAUUGCACAGGUUGAGGCUGCAUAUGACAUGCUACUCAUGCAGAGCCUAAUUCAGAGGCGAGCAGGGAAAGUAGCCAACAAUAGUGUUCGCUAUGCUGAUGUCAAACGUGUGAAGUCGCCGGCGGCUAUCGGAUCGAUGCCUCAGUGGUUGAAGAAUUCACCUGUGUCAAUUGAGUCACCUUCCACCAGUGAUUUUGGUUUACAGGCUGGAGUGUAUGGUGCAUUGAUGGGUUUAACCUAUCUUAAUGGGGCUGCUGCACCCUCCGCGUCUUAUGCCGGAGCUGAUGUUCCUGGACUCAUCUUGGCUGGUAGCUUUGGAGCUUCAUUGUAUUUCAUGACCAAAAAGAAUGUUAAGUUAGGGAAGGCCACUGUUAUAACCAUAGGAGGGCUUGUAGUCGGUGCUGUUGUAGGGUCAGCAGUAGAGAACUGGUUGCAGGUAGAUGUUGUCCCAUUCCUGGGCAUACACUCCCCUGCUGCUGUUGUUGGUGAAAUCAUUAUUAUAUCUCAAUUCUUGGUUUCUUUGUACCUAAGGUAGACAAGAAAACAUGGUGAUCUUACAUUAAAAUGUGAAACUUGUAAUUAUUCAUUUGCAUGCAGCAUGAUCAUACCAGGUAGACAGGGAAGGCUACUGUUGUAACCAUAGGACUCAUAACUGGCCUUGUGGUUGGGUCAGCUGUAAAGAAGUGGUUGUAGGUGGAUAUGAUCCCAUUUCUGGGCAUACACUUUCCUGCUCCUGUUGUCAGUGAUAUCAUAAUUCUCUCUUAGUUCUUUGUUUCUCUGUACCUAAGGUAGACAGGAAAGAAUGGCAAUCUUAUAUUAAAAUGUGAGACGUGUAACUAUUCAUUUGCAUGCAGCAUGAUCAUACCCCAGCUUUUUUUAGGAUGUGAAAUCACUGCAUAUUGUACAAUACUUUGAACAGGAUGUAGUUGUUUAUCUGGCAAAUUAGAAGCGUGAAACAUAUUCUGGAAAGAUGCUGAUUUAUGUUCACAGUUGGUGAGCAAUUUGAGUGUAUUGCUAUCUCAAUAAAUAUUGGUUUCCUUAAUAAACCAAAUGAAAAUAACACUUGGGAGAUGUUUCCUUUUUAAUCCUUU